GCCGGUUACGCUGAAAGGCUUCUACAAUAAAUGUCACGGCCAAGGUCAUUUAGAGCUUGCCUGGUGCUACGAUGGUAUAAAAGGGCAGGCAGCUACAAGCACUGCACUAGUUCCAGCCUAAUCACUCAACAUGAAGUUUCUGAUCAUCGCCUGUGUGGCCGCCGUGGCCGUCGCCGCCCCUCAGUACAGCUAUGGCGCUCCCCGUGCUGCGUCAAGCGAGGAGGUCGAGUUCGUGCCAAUCCUCAAGGACGACCGCGUCCACGAGGAAGAUGGAACUUACAACUUCGACUUCGAAGCUGCCAACGGCAUCAGCUUUUCCCAGUCUGGAUCCCCCGACGGUGAUGAGGACGCUGUGAUCAAGGCUGGAGAAUACUCAUACACUGCUCCCGAUGGCACUGAAAUCCAUGUCCGUUUCGUGGCUGACGAGAACGGCUUCCAGCCUCAGGGCGCUCACCUCCCAGUAGCUCCCGAGUUCCCCCACCCAAUCCCUCAGUUCGUCCUCGACCAGAUCGCAAAGGCCGCCGAGGAGGACCGCAACCGCAGCGACGAAUCCGACGAAGUUUCCGCUCCUUCCAGACUUUAUGGCCGACCCAACUAAAUCGAUAUGAAAUGUGUAUUUAUUAUCUCUGAUUAAAAGAUCUUUCAUACAAAAA
Penaeus chinensis is the source of this 653-nucleotide messenger RNA. Its product is annotated as cuticle protein CP14.6-like. Gene Ontology annotation, cellular component: chitin-based extracellular matrix. Gene Ontology annotation, molecular function: structural constituent of chitin-based larval cuticle. Lineage: Eukaryota; Metazoa; Arthropoda; Malacostraca; Decapoda; Penaeidae. Bases 131 to 598 code for a protein of 155 amino acids. The record is from RefSeq and is a predicted model, not a curated record. The transcript has 3 exons.